AUGAAGAGGCCACGGCGCAGGCGUCAGAAGCGCGCACAAAGCCGCGCGUUGUUUGAGGCCAUCUCGUGCGGCGCCGGUGGUGACCGCCUGCGUCGCCAGGAGGCCUCGCGGCUCCCGUCGCACGUCGCGCGUCAAUCGCCUCGCGCCUCUCCCCUCUCCCCUCUCGCCUGUCGCGCCAGGACAAGGGCGAUCGGCUCCCUCGAACCCGGGCUGCGCGGCGUGGCCGGCAUGAGCGCUCCGGAUGAGGUGUCUGCCUGGCGAGUGGGUCUGGGCCCGGAGGGCGGGGGGCAGGCCAGCGUCCGCCCCGCCGGCCGCCGGGCCCCGGAACGAGGUCUGGAUCUGGGGCGGCCGCGCAGCGGCGAGGGCGAGGGCGAGGGCGGGUUCCCAGACGCCGAGGGCUUCGAGUCCGAGCGGGAAGUGAUGGAAGCGGGAGGGCCCGUGCCGUGGGGCCGCGAAGGCCGCCCCGGCUCCCCGGCCGACGACAAGGGGGACGCCCUGGACUACGCGUCCCACCUCGCUGACGAGUCCGCGGCGGACACGGAGCAGCAGCUGACAGACCGCGAUGCCCGGGGCCUGCGGAGAAACCCGUCCCCGCAGAGCGGCGCCGUGGAGGCGUCGGGCGGUUGGGCCGGCCUCGAGGCAGGGCCCAGGGUGCGAGGCGCGCUCGCCCUGGGCCGCGUGGAGUCGCGGCCGCCUUCCGCCGCCCCGCUGCACGUCGGUGGGCCCGAGGGGGGCUGGGCCUGGGGGAACCCGAAAAGAGGCGCCAAGGGCAGGUCGACCGUCCGGGUGGAUCGCCAGCGGCCCCCGGCCACCGAAGGCCCCGGCGGGCUGCCCUCCGACCCCGAGUCCUCAGAUGAGUUCAGCGAGAUACAGCUGAUGAGGGUGAGCAUCUACUCCAAAGAAGGCGGCCCAGCCAAGCUCAGCAGCCCCGAGGAUCCCGGGGACACAGCCAGACACGCGAAUUUCCACGUCAGGGAGAAGUUCCUUCACGUGCGGGGCCCUUUCCUGACCUCCGCUGCCCGAGGAUUCACUUCGGUUGUGGAGAGGCAGGCCGUUGGAGAGCUGGACGUCUCCUCCUCUAAGAAAAUGCCAAGUGUGGCCUGGGGGAAGGGGGAGAGCAGGCCCAGCUACCAGGGAGCUGCUGCUGUUGCUGCCGCUGCAGGUGGCCCGCCCCAGGCCACCUCGAGGAGUAAGGCGGCCCAGGAGAAGAAAUGCCUAGGGGGGGCCUCAAAAGUGGCCCCGGGCAAAAGCUUCCCUUCCUGGGGACAGAGAGCCUCGGCUGCUCCCCUGGAACCAGCCACCUUCCCCCCAAUCUCCGGUGUCCCGCUGCUUGGGAGGUCCGAGAGGUAUUCCUUGGUCCCUUUGGGACCCAAACAGUCCAAGCACGCGGGCGCCGCCGGCAAGAAAUCUGUGGCCAGGAGGACACGGGAGGCAGAGGUGGCGGCCGCUGCUGGAGAAGGCAGUGACUCCAACAGGGACGCGGUCCUCCCAAAGGGCCAAGCGCUGGCUGUGCUGCCGCUCUGGGAGAGUCCAAGCCAGAGCCCCAGUCCCCGGGGGGCCACCUUCAAGGGUGACCAGGAGCCGCCGGGCCAGCCCGCAAGGCCAGGAAGGCAGCAGGAACCACCAGCUGGCGCGCAGGGCUGUCUGCGGUGUCUCGUGCUACAGAGAGAAAUAGACGACCUUAAAGAGCAGCUUGCGGCCAUGCGGUCCCUGGCUGACAAGGGCCAGAGCCUCUGA
Molecule: messenger RNA, 1737 nt
Organism: Odobenus rosmarus divergens (Pacific walrus)
Lineage: Eukaryota; Metazoa; Chordata; Mammalia; Carnivora; Odobenidae
Exons: 5
Coding region: 1-1737 (578 amino acids)
Source: RefSeq, a predicted model, not a curated record